Penicillium angulare is the source of this 5325-nucleotide messenger RNA. RefSeq lists its product as uncharacterized. The record is from RefSeq and is a predicted model, not a curated record. The coding region runs from base 1 to 5325 and encodes 1774 amino acids. NCBI's taxonomy places the organism in Eukaryota, Fungi, Ascomycota, Eurotiomycetes, Eurotiales, Aspergillaceae. Gene Ontology annotation, biological process: telomere maintenance. Gene Ontology annotation, cellular component: nucleus. The transcript has 3 exons.
AUGGUGGAGAUGCUUGGCCCUCUUCCUGCUCGCCCACCGACACCUCCGAGACCAGGUUCACGGAUUGAUGAGAGCGAAACCGAUACCCCCGAUCGACACCCUACAGCGACACCACAAACCGCCAAUUCCUCUAGAGUCCUCCCAUCCAGUCGCGCGUCCAAGCAAGUCGGAUGGUCGCCAUACCUAUGUACUACCGUCGAGCUUCCGGACCCGAUGAAACCAUUGCCCAGAGAUAGCCCGUUCAUGCAAAAAGACCCCAAACCCUGGGCGAGUCCUUUCAAAUCCAUCCUGAAGGAGUGCAAUGCAUCGAUUCCUGUGUUAGCUUCAUACGACGAUCCGGCUUCCGAAACGGGGUCCCUUGCGAUGCUUCUCGAAUCUGUCGUUCAGCAACUGGGGGGAGAAAACAUCCCCUCCAGACGCGAUGCAUAUAUGCAGCUCUUCAAUGCUCUCCGCACGUACGAUCAAUUGCCGUCAACGAAGGAUAUUGCCGAAAAAUUAGGUGCUAUAACUGGCUUCAUCCAACGCGAUGUCAGUCGAACUCUGGCAAACGGCGCACCGCUGGAUACCAAUCUUGCCAACCAGGCCUUGAAAUUGACUGCGGCCUUCGUUUGGAACUCGGAAGUCAUUCCUCUGUUGUCGGAUGAGUUUAAAGUUUUCCUGUUGGACCACGCGACCACCUGCUUCCAGGAAGCCAAAGCCCCAAAAUCAGUUUUAACACACUAUAUGUCCAUAUUGUCUGCACAAAAUUUCGGCCCGCGAAUCAUGACCAACGCCCGCGUCACGCGCCUCCUUACAGCACUACAAGAUAUCACAAAACACGUUACAGGCAAAGCGAUAGCUCUCCAUCGAUUGACGAUAUAUCAACGCCUCCUUUCCCAGUCCAAAUCAGUAUUCAUAUCUCAAUCCCCACUCUGGGCAGAGCAUCUGGUAUUUGGCCUUCUCAAUCAGAUGAAAGACAGCCGAGUAAAGGCAAUUGGCCUCGGUUUUCAAGUUGCUGCAGCUGCGGGCCCAAACAACACGCUGUCUAAUACUUUACGGGACCUUUUUGCUCGACCACUGGAAAAUAAUAGGAAGCUCAUUACAGAGAUUAGAGAUCGAAUGACCCGGAUGAUGGCGAAUCCCGAAAGUGGAGUUCAUAUUCCACAGAUUUGGAGUGUCAUAAUUCUACUCUUAAGAUGUAAGAACUGGAAUCUUGAGCAUUGGGAACAUUUCAAAGAAUGGGUGCUUGUUCUUCAAAAAUGUUUCAACUGCAGCGACCCAUCCAUCAAAGCCCAGGCUAUUGUGGGUUGGAACAGAUUCAUUUUCGCCGUUCAUCCAAAUGAAUCAACAAGUCGAUCCCUGCUUAAGAUGUUGGGCAAGCCGAUUCUCUCCCAAUUUGAGCGGCGAAAGUCCGAUAAAUCUGGUUCAGUGCCUCCGCCGUUAGCUUUGAGCAGCUAUUACAACUUUCUUUACUACACUUUCCGGCCUUCAUUGCCUCACAGUCAUUUGGAUGUCAUCUGGGAAGAGUACAUUGGCACACCUACUGCGUCAACCUUCUCAUCCGCCCCAGCCCUCAGCGACGUUCAAGCACACAUGCUAUCAAAUCUUCUCUGGAACCCGCAGGUCAAAGUGUGGUCAGAAGAUCGUAUCAAUGACAAUAACAAAAUCGAAGCCGAAGACCUUGCCCCGAUUGACUCAAAAUGGAUCCGCUCAAGAGUGAACACGGUCCUGAAAGCAUUCGAGCCCAUGCUCAAGUCAUCGGUCUGGGAUACAAACGAAUUUGAAAAGUCGAACAUUGCUCGUGCUUGGGACAGCCUUUCCAGUGCACUGUCUUUGGCUUCAAGCAAAGAAAUCACCCCUUCUACGGAGUCGAUGCAAGCUGUUGCUAGUGUCCUUGCGCUAUUACAUCGCCUAUGGAACGAAGGUCCGCCUUCUUUGAACGUUCCAAUUGAAGCAGGAGCAGAUGAUUUCUUCGAGCGCUUUAGGUUUUUAUCGACGACGAUGAUAUCCUCCCUUGGCAGCAUCCCCUUCACUGAAAGAGUUCUACUAAAGGCUUCGGAUGGUACGUUCCACAGCUCCCACACACCAACACAUCACAAAUCCGCCUCCGGGACAAAUCUUUAUAGCCCAAUCCUGCAUCUUUUGCGAGCCGUCAGUGCUCCUUCCGUCUCAAUUACGCCGACUUUAUCAUACGUUCGUCUCGUCGAAGGAAUCAUUCAAGCGGCCUGCAAUGGUAGGAUCUCGCGUGGAUCUCGCCUCGAGCUUCUUCAACAAUGCGCGGACUUGCACACAGCAGAGCCAACGUCUGCCGAUUCCCCAUCUUCGCCACUUCUAGAAGUGACUUGGAAGGCCAGUGCCCGGGCAGCUGCAGACGCCUUACAGUCCUUCCCAGUGGAAUCUGCUCGAGAACGGGAUGGGUCGGUCUCUCGCGACUAUGACAAUGUCACAAAAAUUCUGGCUGCUGGUAUUAAGCUACAUGAUGUGUUUCAAGAAUGGUCACAUCUGCUGAGCUCUUUCGUGCGAGUGGCAAGAACUGAGAGAGGAGACCAAGCACUGCCCAGUCUCAUCAUAGAGCCUUUGGCUGAAUGUCUCAUGAAUCUACCUGCCCAAGACACUUAUCUACCGUCAGCGUCCCUACUGAGCCAGUCUCUGUCAAUUCCCUUCUUGCAGAGCAAUGAAGUGGGGAAGGCACAUACAGUUGUGCAACAAAUGGGCCCUCCGCCAUUCCCCACGAAAUUCAUAAAAUCAAUUGGCAGAACUCUGCGACUGGCAUAUGAUGGCUUUAGUGGCUCGCAGUCCCAGGGCUUCGCAGGAUUUAUCGAAUCCUUGACUUCCUUCCUAGGGUCGGGUGCGCCCCAUUUCCGCUCACGGCUCCUCGAAACCCUACAAUCGGCUUUAGGGCCAUGGAUUAAGGAUGAGAAGUCGAAACUUGAGGUUAACAACGGUGUAGACAGCAGAAUUCUAACUGCGUGCCGUGCUUUGACGUUCGCUAUUGUUAAUGUUCUACAAACCUCUGUUAACGACGAUUUAACCUCGUUGCGGAUGUUUGAUGAGAUCAUUUGUGCUGGUUUAGAUUCUUCUCAUGCAUCGCGGGCCAAGAAAUUUGUUGAUUUCUGGUACUCCACAUCCUCCAACGCCAAUAAAGCGUCUUCUAAGACAUCCAUCGGCGUGUCUCUUGAGGCUGCCGUGGAGCGACUCACGGUAACAGCGAAACCCGAAAUGGAAGCACAGAGUACAUUGGUUUCAUAUUUACCUUCACAACGACCGAUUAUCGACCCAUCGAUGCGACCGCAAAGCGAGAGCUAUCUUCAUCUCAACUCGUCGCCCGUGAUUGGCUUCCAUGAACCACCGGCUGAGGAGACUUCAGAGCCCCUGGAAGAACCACAAUUACCGACGAAUGCUGCAUCAUACAUCGAUGGAAACCAUGCUUCCCUCUCUUUCCCCGGUAAUCGACGAGAGGUUUUCCAAAUGAUUGAUUCUAUUAGGUCCUCGUCUCCUGCGAAUACGCCUGGAAGAUUGGGAUUUGAAACCCCUGUACACUUACGAGGACUCCGCGCAUCGCAAUCGGUCUCGGGAAUUCCUUUGACUCCGACACUUGCUCCCACGGAAAAUGAAGAAGCUUUUAUUGGCUCCUCUCCAACUCCUGCCACUCGAGAUCCGACCCCUGCAUUGAAAUCGGAUAUGCCUGUGUUAAGACACCAGGAUAUUGUCAUGGAUGAUGCAUCUGAUAUUCCAUCGUCCCCGCCUGAAAUCACUGCCAGGAGUCCCAGCCCAAGGAAAAAUAACAAAAACCGCAACAGAAACGCGCGACGAAGAUCCCAAAAAGGUAAAAAAGCGCUUGAAAUGAAGUUGCUUGAAGAACAAAGCGCACCCAGCGGUCCUGUUAUACCUGUGGUAAACGAUGUUCCGGAGUCAUCCAACGCCGAUGUUCCUGGAGAAACCAAAGAGAAUGAAGUCACCAUACAGGCCGAUGAAAGGCCCCCAAGUAGACGAACUCGAUCUGCAUUGAGCCAAAACACGGGAAAUGAUCAGAACUCGUUCACACCGACACCACUGGGAACCCCCGUCAAGCCAGCGGUAGCUUCUCCUGCUCAGACCUCUACAUCAAAGUCUGCACCCCGAAGGAAAAAGUCAAGGACUCCAUCAAAGUUCGUUCAGAGUGAAAAUCAGCAGAAACAAUCACAAUUCACUAAGGCAAAGGAGACUGGACCUCUACCACCUGUCAAUGAUUAUGCGGACUCUUCGAGUGAUGACUUGCAAAUUGCAUCUCAGCUUUCUCAAGAUUUAGGAUUGGCAGUGGAUCAGGGCAGUCCCUCCCUUGAGAGACAGCCCACUGAGGAACCUGCCUCCCCACGGGCGAUUAACACAAAGAAGAGGAAGCGUAGUGAAGAUGACAUUCCUCCAACGUCUGCAAAAGAAAGACGUCGAUCCCACAGAUUGUUGACCAAACCAAUCGAUUCGAUAGAUCGAGCUAGCCCCGAUACUACGCAGUCACAGCAGGAACCAGAUGACAACGAGGCUUCUCAAAGUUAUUCUCCUGAAAAGGCUCCAUUCGCGGCGGUUGCUCCUCUUGUGAUCGAUUUGCUUGAUUCACCUGAGCGAACAACUCGUCGAUCGACCCGCAAUUCCCAAAACAAACAGGGAAGUGGUGUGUCCCAGCAAAGCUCCCCUACCAAGCUUUCUAAGUCCACACCGAAGUCUACACCGAAGCAAGCAGAACAUUCAGAAUUGUCUCCAUCGUUGUCUCGGCGUCAUCGUAGCUUCAUGCGUGGGGAGGGUGGCAAAUUUACUAGUACCCGCAAUACGCCUCGUUCUCAGUCUACUCGCGAUGGUCAUUCCAAUGCGACUCAGACGUCUGAAAGUCAAACCGACACAAAAACCUCGCUUCGAACUGAACCUGAACAGCUAGAAGCUCAAGGACCAUUCGAGAACGACAUUCCUGGUGGCACACUAAACAACGACUCCCUCAUUUCUGAAAUUCCUCUGGUCUCUACUGAGGAAGCCACGGAUUCUCAGGUGACUGACGUUCCCCGCGUGGCAAACCCCUCCCACGAUGAUACCGUCAUGCAAAUGGAUGUGAACACAGAAGUUAUACCAAGCAAUGACCAAGACAAGCCAGCUGAGCAUGUCGUAACUACGGCCACGGCGGGAAUUCAAACUGAUUCAAUCCCGACAUCCAAACUUGACAUCAGCGAUACAACAAUCACUGCAUCGCUGAAGAAACUUUUGAAUGAUAUGAAACAAACUACCCUGAGCCCAGAUGCUCUCCGCGAAAUCGACGAUCUUCUGUUCAAUAUUCGAGUCGAGGCGCAUGAUGCGUCACGGCGACUCGACAAAACCGCAUAG